GCUACCGGUAACGUCUAUCAGUCCGUUGUAAGUUGAAUGUCUGAAAGCAGGCGCGGUUGCUGGUCACAGGUGUGGAGAUGGCAAAACGUAGGAUCACGCAGGAGACGUUUGAUGCGGUGGUCAAGGAAAACAUAGACGAGUUUGAAAUGGAGCCCGACGAGGCUCUGAAUGAGGCCAUACAGCAGUUUGAGUCUCAAGGCGUGGACCUAAGCAACAUUGUAAAAGCAGUUCCAGCAGCAGCCACAGCUGAGACGAAGGAGGAUCAAACGCACGAAGUUCUACAGGCACUACAGUCCCUUCAAAACUCUUUGAAUGGCUCAUCUGUAGACAGUAUGCGGGAAGACUUGGAACACUUCACAGAGCAGUGUAAGCAGGGAUUUGCCCAGCGGUACUUGGCCGCCCAGAAGGACGCCUAUCCCACAAUCCUCUCCUGCUGCAAAAAGGCCACGGAGGAGGAAGGGGCUUUGUUAGCGGUCCUCGCUGCCCUGUCGGCUCUGACCGACGGACAGCCCGACCUGCUGGACGCGGAAGGCCGGGAUUUCCUGACGGGCGUCCUUAACGCCCACCACGCGGACGCAGCUGUGACCUGCCUGGGCGUACGCGUGGUGCGGCACUGCUGUCUGAAGCACGAGCAGAACAGGCAGGACCUGGUUAAGGCCGGUGUGCUGCCACUGCUCACCAGGAGCAUCACGCGGCACAGCGGCCACCCCGAGCUGGUUAAGGAGGCCUGCGCCGCCCUCCGGGUCAUGACCUUCGACGAUGACGUGAGGGUCCCCUUUGGCCACGCCCAUGAACAUGCCAAAAUGAUAGUUCUGGAACACAAUGGGUUGAAAGUCAUCGUUGAGGCGGCCAAAGCUCACCCUCAUAACACCAGUGUCCUGAGUGAGCUGUGCAGUACUCUGUCUCGUCUGGCUGUGAGGAACGAGUUCUGUCAAGACAUUGUUGACCUGGGGGGGCUGAAGUUUAUGAUGACCUUGCUGGCAGACAGUCUGGAUCACCAGGAGCUGGUGAGGCAAGUGCUAAGUGCCCUACGAGCCAUAGCGAUGAAUGAUGACGUGAAAGAUGCCAUCGUGAACGCAGGAGGGACAGAGCUCAUUGUCAUGGCGAUGAACAGGCAUAUGGCCAAUGCACAGGUCUGCGAACAGGGCUGUGCUGCCAUGUGUGUUCUUGCCCUGCGCAAACCCAACAACUGCAAGGUGAUCAUGGACAGUGGCGGGGCCCUUGCAGCUCUGCAGGCCAUGAAGGCGCACCCAGGGGAGGUCAACGUGCAGAAGCAGUCCUGCAUGCUGCUGCGGAACUUGGUCUCUCGCACCCAGAGCUUCAGCCAGUCCAUCCUGGAGAUGGGGGCGGAGGCCCUGAUCGGACAGGCGCUGGCCUCCCACCGGGACUGCAGCGACGUGGCCCGGGCCGCACUGCGGGACCUGGGCUGCAAGGUGGAGCUGCGAGAGCUGUGGACGGGAGAAAAGGGCGGCCUGAGCAACUGACUCCCCGCUCAGCUGCCGGGGGCCAUCGUGCUGCGCUGAGUCACUUAUCUGUAAGCCAUGUGGAUCGGCUGACACAUGGGAUCCAGUGGAUGGGACAAGCCGUCCGUGUGAUGUAAAGAUUAGUGAUUCUGAA
Messenger RNA from Megalops cyprinoides (Indo-Pacific tarpon), 1617 nucleotides. It is a transcript of the gene armc6, whose product is annotated as armadillo repeat containing 6. The record is from RefSeq and is a predicted model, not a curated record. Lineage: Eukaryota; Metazoa; Chordata; Actinopteri; Elopiformes; Megalopidae. Gene Ontology annotation, molecular function: protein binding. The transcript is spliced from 8 exons. Bases 78 to 1484 code for a protein of 468 amino acids. Gene Ontology annotation, biological process: hematopoietic progenitor cell differentiation.